AUGAUCUUAGACAAAACAAAAGAAAAAAUAGCCCUAAUUAAAAGAGAGAAUCAGGGAAAUGACCUUUUGCUAAAAUAUACCUUAGGCAAUGAAUUAAUAUCAAUACCUAAACAUAUAUGUAUCAAAUGCAGACCAUGUAUAACCAUGAAACAAAAAUUAAAUUAUUUACAGGAAGAAAUAAACAGUACAACUGCACUAGUUUAUUUUUUCUUUUGUUUUAGUAAAUUUAGGGGUCCUCAAUUUAUACCUUUCAAAUUUAGAUAAAUCUAACCAUACAAUCAAUAAAGAAUUAAGGAUAAAAAUAGAAUUUAGAAAAGUUGGAUAUUAUAAUCUCCUGAAGAAAUUUGAAUAAGAAAUAGGAAAGAGUAUACCUGUUUUUUAGCUGUGCAUGGCACCUUCACAAAAAUUGACCAUGUAUUAGCGCAAAAAAAUCUCACAAAGUUGCAAAUAUAUACAUAUAAUGUACCUUUUCCAUACAAUAUUGCAGUCAGUGUUGGGAGGAGACCAAAUCAUAUCGUUCAGUUUUAUUAUACCUGCUAUUCAUGACAUUGGAAGUCACUAAUCCCCUACCUGCUUGUACCUGUUAACCUUCAUAGACUGGCAACUGGCCAGAUUCCAAGAUGAAAUAGUUCAUCCCAUUUUACUGGUGUAACACUAUCCAAAUUGUCUUUUAUCUCAUUAUGCAUGUUAUUAAUAAGAACUGGUUCUGUCUCAAAGCCCUUGCUGAUUUGCAGUGAUCAGUUCCUCAGUGUGUUGCUACACUGACAUAAAUUCCUUUUAAUUCUUUUUGUAUUAAGUUUUACCUCCUUAAUCAGGGAAAAAACCUGAAUGAAUAAUUUUCUUAUUAACAAUAUGGAUUAUUUACUUGGUCCUUUGUACUUUUCUCAAAAGAGUAAGUUAAUAUUAGUAUUAUUAUUCAUUUUAAAGCAAAAUGUACCCAACAAAAAAGGAAUCAGUUUUAAAAUAUUGUAAUCAUACUCUCUUAUACACUACUAAUUCAUACUUCCACAGAAUACAGAUUGAAUGAAGAGUUCAUUUGCUAAGGGUACCAUUACAUAACCCUCUAGAAAUCAUCUUUCAAAUUCAUAUUAUGUUUUUAUAAAAUGGUUUCCCCAAAAUGCCAAUAUAAAAAAAACAUAAUAAUAGCAAACAAUAUUACAGAUUUUAAAAGUCCAAAAUUGUCAGUCAAAUAGCAUCAAUUGAGAUGAUUUUCUUAGAAUUAUCUUAGAAAAAUAUUUUAUUUUAUCCUUUUAUCCAUUUGGUCACCUAAACUGAUUGUUUAUUUGAAGAAUAAAAUAGGAUAAUUCUGAUCCAGCUACAUUUAAUUUUUAUUCAUACAGCUCCUAAACAUUCCACUUUAAUGUCAAAUUCUUGGUCUAUUUUGCACUAAGAUCUGCACUCAGAGGGUCAAACAUCCCAGUGAUCUUCCAGGGAGAGGAUAUCUGAGUUCAAAUGAGUCCACAUUCUAGAUUAGGAUAAAUGUGCUAACCAAACUGACUGCAUUUUGUCAACAAUCCAUUUUUAAACUAGAUUCCUUUUUGCUGUAAAUCACUUGCUUUCCUGGAAAUCUUCAGGUUGCCUCCCUCUUGGUCUCCCCCACUCAACUCCUAAAUUCCCCAAUCCUUCCUUCAAUAAGAAAAUAAGUGGUGGAGGCAGCGGGGAGAAGCAGCUCUCAGAGAUGACCAGUCUGAUGGAUGGUGGCCCAGGUGGGAAAAGAGCCCCUGGAGUGGAGUUUGGAAGUCUGGGAGGAGUCCAAGAUAGAAAGCGGGUCAUUCCAGUGGUCAAAGCAUUUCAUGGGAUGGAGGGUAGAGUUGGGAAAGGGAGGCGAGCAGCAUCCUGAGAUUCAGGUUCUAGGUAUUACUGGAGUUAAGGCUCAUGCUGGGGACUUCAGGGGCUGGGCUGGGUGGGGCUCUUGAGACUGGGAGGACCUUCCCAGAGGGGGCUGAAUGAAAACAGGAACUUAAUACUGAGAUCACUCUGCCUUUUGCCCUUGCCACUGAAUCAACUUUUCCUUCCCUGUGCUGAGACUUCUCUGCCUUCACUGGAGCUGAAGUUAUGUUGUCCUUUGGAAGCCAACUCUGUGGAUGCGCAUCCCAGGAGCUGGUGGCAUUCCAGGAUGUGGCCGUAGACUUCACACCAGACGAGUGGGGCCUUUUGGACCCUUCUCAGAAGGAGCUGUACAAGGAGGUCAUGCUGGAGAAUGCCCGGAACCUUCUCUUCCUGGGGCUGCCAACUCCCAGAAAAGAUGUGUUCUCUCAUCUCGAACAAAGGGAAGCACUGUGGAUGCUGGAGGAAGAAGUCCUGAGAAGGAGUUGUUCAGAAGGAGAAAUUAGACCUGAAAUGAAGGAGGUUCCUGCAAAACUAAGCAUUUCUGUGGAGGGAACUCACAAGCAAAGCUUCCCAAGUGAUGACCCCCAUGCCUUCACUAGGAGACAAAUCUGUGUUGUACUUCACAGAAUUCACAUAGGAGAAAAACCUUAUAAUUAUUAUCACUGUCAAAAAGACUUGAGUCAACAGUUAUCCCUUAUUAAUCAUCAAAAAAUUCACAUUGAAAAGAAACCACAUGAAUGUCACAAAUGUAGAAAGACUUUCAUACAGAAGGCCAGUCUUGCUGAACAUCAGAGAAUUCACACCAAGAAGAAAAAUGAAUGUGAUCCGUAUGAAAAGGCUUUUAGACAAGAAUGCCAUUUUACCAUACAUCAGAGAAUCCACACUGGAGAAAAACCUUGUGAACAUAAUGAAUGUGGAAAGACUUUCAGAUGCAAAUCCAAACUUGCUCUACAUCAGAGAGUCCACACUACAGAGAAGCAUUAUCAGUGUCAUCAAUGUGGAAAGACUUUCUCACAGAGCUCCAAUCUUUCUAAACAUCAAACAAUCUAUAAUGAAGACAAACAUUAUAACUGUGAUCAAUGUGACAAGGCUGUUACACAAAGCUCCAGUCUUGCUGAACACCAGAGAAUUCACACUGGAGUGAAACUUUAUCAGUGUAAUCAGUGUGGAAAGACUUUUAGACAGAGAUGCCAUCUUGCUCUACAUCAAAGAAUUCAUACUGGGAAGAAACCUUUUGAAUGUAAUGAAUGUGGAAAGACUUUCAUGCAGAAUUCCAAUCUUGCUAAACAUCAGAGAAUCCAUUAUGGAAAGAAAGCGUAUGAAUGUAAUGAAUGUGGAAAGAUUUUCACACAGCAUUCCAGUCUUGUGGAACAUAAACGAAUUCACACUGAGGAGAAACCUUAUGAAUGUAAUCACUGUAGAAAGACUUUCACUCAGGAAUGCCGUCUUAGUCUACAUCAGAGAAUCCACACUGGAGAGAAACCUUGUGAAUGUAAUCAUUGUGGAAAGGCCUUCAGAUGCAAAUCCAAACUUGCUCUACACCAAAGGGUCCACACUGGAGAGAAGUAUUAUCAAUGUAAUCAAUGUGGAAAGGGAUACAAAAGUAGUUCAGGUUUAGCUACACAUCAAAGAAUCCACACUGGAGAGAAACCUUAUGAGUGUAAUCAAUGUGGAAACACUUUCAGAUGUAGCUCCAGUCUUGCUGUACAUCAGAGAAGUCACACUGGAGAGAAACCAUAUGAAUGUGUUCAGUGUGGAAAGAAUUUCCGACAAUACAACAAAUUUGCUGACCAUCAGAGAAUCCAUACUGGAGAGAAACCUUAUCAAUGUCAUCAAUGUGAAAAGACUUUUAGAAGAAGCUCAGGUCUUGCUAAACAUCAGAGAACCCACACUGGAGAGAAACCUUAUGAAUGUAAUCAAUGUGGAAAAACUUUCUCACAGAAAUCUAAUCUUGCUUUUCAUGAAAGAAUCCACAAUGGAAAGAAACCAUAUGAAUGUAGUCAGUGUGGAAAGAAUUUCAGACACAACUCCAGUCUUGUUGAGCAUCAGAGAAUCCACACUGGAGAGAAACCUUUUGAAUGUGGUUCAUGUGGAAAGAAUUUCCGACAGUACAACAAAUUUUCUGCACAUGAGAAAAUUCAUACUGGAGAAAAAUCUUAUAAAUGUAAUCAGUGUGGAAAAAAUUUCCAACAGUGUAACAAAUUUAUUGAACACCAGAAAAUCCACAAUGGAGAGAAACCUUAUGAAUGUAAACAGUGUGGGAAGGCUUUUACACAAAAGUACAGUCUUAGUUACCAUCAGAAAAUCCACACUGGAGAGAAACCUUAUGAAUGUAAUCAGUGUGGAAAGGGAUUCAUAUGUCGCUUCCAUCUUACUCUUCAUCAGAGAAUCCACACCGGAGAGAGACCUUAUGAAUGUGUAGUUUGUGGUAAAGCUUUCUAUGUACGCUCUUCCCUUACUAAACAUCAGAGAACCUAUACUGGAGGACAAAUUUCCUUAAUAUAAUCAAUAUGGAAAAUCAUUCAGGCUAAAGUCAUUCUUUAUUCCCUGUCAGAGAAUAUCCUUGUAAUGAAUGAGGAAUGUUAUAGAAAUGGAGCACAAAGCUCUUAUUAGUUAUCAGAAAAUUCAUCUUGGAAAUAAGCCCUAUAAAUGGAUCCAAUGGCCUUCAGGCAAAGAUCAUCUCUUUCCUUUAUAUUAAAGAUUCAUAGUGAAGAGAAGAUUUACUAAUGUGCUCAAUGAGGACCUACCUUUCCGUGGAAGAUGGAGGUCAGUAAACUUCCCAAUAUUCACCUUGGAACAAAGCCAUAAAAGCUAAAUUUAUGGGAAGGCUUUCACCUGGAGUUCCUACUUGUGUGCAUAUUGGAAAAAUCUUGUGGGACCUAAAAUUUGUGAAUCCAGUUAUUGAGGAAAGGCGUCUUCCUGCAGCACAGACAUCACAAAUUUCAUACUGUGCAGAAAACCCUAAAACUGGAUUAAACAUUUCUCUGAAAUCCCAAGGUUUCUCAUUAUUCCUUUCUCAUAUGUCAUCACAUUAUUUUACCAUAACUUCUGCAAGCACUCCCCAAUUGAUUGGUAUUCACUUUGACUCAUGAUAUUAGCUGGCACAAAAAGUCUUGCAUCAAUAUUUUGGUAUCUAUUGGACAUUUAUUUGUAAUGAUUAUUUUAGACUGCGGUGUAACCACAUGAAAGAGAGCCAUCCCUGAGUCUACAAAACUUCGAUUCUUUCUCAGAUACUGACUAGCUGUGUGAUGCUAGAUGAGUCACUUCCUCUGUUCUUGCCUGAGUUUCCCCAUCUGUAGAAUAGAGAUGAUAAUAAUAAUAGCACCUGCUUCCCAGAGUUAUGAAAGGAUUAAAUGAGAUAAUAGCUAUCAAGUGUUUUGCAAGCAUUUAAUCACUUGUAAAUGUAAUCUGUAAUUAUUAUCAUUUUGUCCUCUUGGACUAUAAAUCUCAUAACAAUAAUAGUGAAUUAAAAGCUAUAGAUACUUUUAUUCAGAUUUUCAGUAGAUUUGGGGUGAAAGCACUGUGUUGUGAUGAAUAGGGAACAAGGUUUGGAAUUGGGAAAAUUUGGUUUCAAAUCCUAUCUGAGAUGUUUUCCAGCUGUGUAACUCUGGGUAAGGAACAAUGUCAGUGUGCCUCAGUUUACUCAUCUUGAAAAUGGGGAUAUUGAACUCAGUGGCUUCUAUGCUCCCCUAACUCUAAAUCUAUGUUCUUAUCAAAAGUACUUUCAUUGGUCUCUUUCCAAAGCCUCAUCCAAUGUUCCAGGAAGUAGGCCUUAGCAGGGCCAAAUCUGAGACUACAGCUGAAAGUGGUAGCCACCGAAAAUCCUGUCCUGAAAUAGGGAAUGUAUACAUUAUGUGUUUAAUAUACAAAAGAAAAUGAGUCUAGCAACCCUGUGUUCAGCAGUCAACAAAGUGUCACCAAGAUCAAAUUGGUGGAUUUUUAAAUCACAUGAAGAAACAAAUGUAUCUAAAAUGCAAAAGAGAAGCAAGUAGCUGGAGAAAUGAUUUGCACCAAGUUUCUCUAAUAAAUUCUCAUUUCCUUUAUUUAAAGGAUGUUUGAAUCCU
Molecule: messenger RNA, 5894 nt
Organism: Sarcophilus harrisii (Tasmanian devil)
Lineage: Eukaryota; Metazoa; Chordata; Mammalia; Dasyuromorphia; Dasyuridae
Product: zinc finger protein 2 homolog
Exons: 4
Coding region: 2056-4335 (759 amino acids)
Biological process (GO): negative regulation of transcription by RNA polymerase II
Molecular function (GO): DNA-binding transcription repressor activity, RNA polymerase II-specific
Source: RefSeq, a predicted model, not a curated record